GCAGAUUGGGAACAAAUAAUAGCCGCCUUACAACAAAAUGAAGAAAACACAAGGUAUUUUGAAUGAUUGCGUCACAAAAAUUAUAUACAAUAAUAAAUAUAAACGAACCACUUAGUCUUGGCAACGUGAAUGAGUUCCCAGACGCUGUUGAAGGUCUCCAAGGCAUAGAAGCCGCGAUGCACAAUCAGACUCACUGGAACGCCAUACGCGAAGCCAUCGCACGACAGCAGAACCCGAGAGUGGCGAAAAUAGUUGGUGCUGCCGAUGAUAUUGCGCUAGCGGUGAUCAAGAGGCAUUUAACGGAUGUUGCCAGCGCCAGCAAUGCCGAGGUGGUGUUAAUACAAGAUUGGCUGAGUUCAAUUGGUCUACAGCUGGGUGAAAACAAAACCGACGCCGUUUUGAAGUCACGUAUAAAGAAAGUUGAGCAAGAGCGUAUCAAACAGGGCAAUAUGUUGGUCGAAGCCAAACCGCAAAUCGGUUAUUUAGGGCUUCUGCUGACAACGAAAUUGAAAUUUAAACAUAAUCUGCAAUAUGCCGAGAAGUUGGCGACCCUCUCUAAUACCAAUUUAUUAAAGAAAAUGUUGUUGGGCAUGACUGUAUCGACUGCGGCGUUACUUUACCCCUCCACAGGGCCUGAUAACAAGCUGAAAUUAAUUGUGGAGACCAAUUACGCUGUGGAGAGAAGAUUAGUUUCAAGUAAGAAUUCAAGUACGGCGCAGGAUGAGGAAGCAGAGAGUGAUGGCGUUGAUGUUGUGUCCCUCGAUGAGCGCAAACGUUGGAGAAUGCGACGCACAGAAAGUUUGCCAGAAGUCAGGGAACUAGAAACAGUAGAUAUAUAGAUCUUUA
This is a messenger RNA of Bactrocera neohumeralis, 846 nucleotides long. RefSeq lists its product as uncharacterized. NCBI's taxonomy places the organism in Eukaryota, Metazoa, Arthropoda, Insecta, Diptera, Tephritidae. The transcript has a single exon. The record is from RefSeq and is a predicted model, not a curated record. Bases 63 to 839 code for a protein of 258 amino acids.